Molecule: messenger RNA, 1857 nt
Organism: Triticum aestivum (bread wheat)
Lineage: Eukaryota; Viridiplantae; Streptophyta; Magnoliopsida; Poales; Poaceae
Exons: 10
Coding region: 152-1324 (390 amino acids)
Source: RefSeq, a predicted model, not a curated record
GGGGGGGCUGCGGCGCCGCGAGCGAGCGGGUGGAGGUCCUCGAGGGGAGGAGGGCGCGUCGGCGCAACUUGCAGACUGACCGACACGUCGGGCAUCCGGCACUCCGACACCCCAGCCGGCAGCGCCACACGUCCGCGACAGGGCAUUUGCUAUGGAAAGAUUUGAUGAGUACGACUGCACGUCCCCUCAUUCUCACCAGCACCCGGACCGCGUCUCUGAUUCUCUUGAGGAUCCGAUAUCUGAUGAGGAUGUCCAACCAACAAGGCUCUCGCUGGCCUGUGCUACUACAAAUAAGAGAGAGAAGGAUACCAGAAUGGCGGGCCACGAUGAAUCAACCAUCUGGGAUGAAGUUCGGGAAGAAGCUGAUGAGCUAGCCCAUGUGCAUAAAGAUCCUCAUGCUCGUAGUGUCUCGCUCCUAUCUGCUGGAACAAGCAAAAGGAGCAAAUGUGAAAACAAGCGCAAAUUCUCAAUACGUGGAUUCAAUUCUAUCGUGUCAGGCGUAAAGAGUGAAAACUCGUAUGCUGGGGAGCAAGAAGUUUCGUCAGGAAUGCGACCAGCUAAAACUGUAGAAACUUUGAUGGCUGAGCAGUUGGAAAAUAUCGAUGAAGACACUGAAGACUUGCCGUCAGAUUUUGCCCAUCCAACCAAGAUUGCAAACACUUCAGUUGCUGAACUUCUUGAAGAUCUACAGGAUAGAAGUGUCUCUUCUCUUAGAACACCAUUUUCGAUUCAUCAACAAACCAAAGCUAAGGAAGGGAAGCCAAAAGUUCCGACUUCAGGGAAGAAAAUACCAGCACUUCUAGGUCAGAGGGAUCUUGAUAGUGAAGAGCCCUCGGAGCAUGCUAUUGGUGAAACGUCUAGUGAGGAUGAAGCGGAAGAUACUGUUCGAAACAACUUGACUAUGGUGAACAAAGAUGUGAAGGGAAACCGAAAAACUAUGUCUGACCUAUUCCAAGAAGCUUUCAUUGCAACAGAUAUGGAGGGUACCGCACUCCCCAUGAGAUCAACCGGAGCUGGUUAUUACGGAAGGAUGCAACAGAUUAUGCAGAUGGAGAAAGAUAGGCAUGCUGAGUUCUCGAGGCAGUAUAACAAAGCGCAAGAUUAUUUAGGUGAUUCAAAGGGAGUUACUGUUCAAAUUUUGACAAGGUCCUUGGAAGGAAAACUAACAGUCUGCCUCUGCCUGUUGAAAGAAAAGAGUAACCUUCCCUUGACAGAUUGUGACAUGGAUGGCAGCAGUAGUAAGAGGACCAUUAUCUUCAGUCCCAAAAUAUGUGACAAUGUGGAUCUUGUAGAAGGAAACAUUAUUCACAUCCACCCACCAUGAUGGGUCUAAGCAACCGCAGAAUUCAGGAAUUUGACAACCCCCUUACCUCAACAGGAAAGAAGUGAAAGUAAAAGAAGAGGAGGUGAUGCUCUGCACCUACUUCUCGCAUCACCCGGCUUGAAUGGUACUCGUACUCGAGAUCCUUCUUUUCUGCAAAACAAAAGGAAGGAGAUGUCAGCACCGCAUGGCAGGGGCCGGCUUACCAAUAUGUGUAUAGUUUGAGAACUGUAGACAAUGGUGUAUGUACUGGGUAGAGUAUGUGUCGCUGUGUGUUAUACUUGGUGAAGAUAUUGAGCCAGUUUUGUCUGUACCGAUGUAUGUGUUACUUGUUGCAGCAGCUGCUGCAAGCAUGUACUUCUCAUUGAAUCUGUAGAGUAGAUAGGCAAAGCCCGGUACAAGUCAAUGUUGCAUAGGACCAUUUGCCGUUGUUGCACUGCACAAAACAGAAAGAAUGUUUCCAUCAUGGUAUAUGGAUUAAAAAUGCCCCUGUCCAACCCUACAAAUAUUAUGUGGAAAUAUAUGUUUCUUGUGUA